Syngnathoides biaculeatus (alligator pipefish) is the source of this 4890-nucleotide messenger RNA. Its product is annotated as C-reactive protein-like. Bases 3305 to 3973 code for a protein of 222 amino acids. The transcript is spliced from 4 exons. NCBI's taxonomy places the organism in Eukaryota, Metazoa, Chordata, Actinopteri, Syngnathiformes, Syngnathidae. The record is from RefSeq and is a predicted model, not a curated record.
UUGGUAUAAGGUUGCUGAGGAUGGAGCUGCCAGGCAAAAGGGCAAGAGGAAGACCAAAGAAAAGGUUGAUGGAUGUUGUGAGGGAGGACAUGAGGACAGUGGGUGUUAGAGAGGAGGAUGCAAGUGAUAGGCUGAGAUGGAAAAAGAUGACACGCUGUGGCGACCCCUAACGGGACAAGUCGAAAGGAAAAGAAGAAGAAGAAGAUUUGUAUUUCGUUUGAAUUUAAUGCUAACAAGCUAUACAAAUCACGUCCAUCCAUCCAUCCAUUCUUUUGGAUGCUUAUCCUCACAAGGGUCGCGAAGAGUGCUGGAGCCUAUCAACAGCUGUCAACAGGCAGGAGGUGGGGUACACCCUGAUCUGGUUGCCAGCCAAACACCCGCGCUCACAAUCACACCUAGGGGGAAUUUAGAGUGUCCAAUUAAUGUUGCAUGUUUUUGGGAUGUGGGAGGAAACUGGAGUGCUGGAGUAAACCAAUGCAAUCACGGGGAGAACGUGCAAACUCCACACAGGCGGGCCCAGGAUUGAACCAGGGACCUCAGAACUGUGAGGCCAACGCUUUACCAGUUGAGGCACCGUGCCGCACAAAUCACGUGUAUUAUUAAAUAAUCAAGAGUUUGAUUUCAAAACAGUACAUCACAAAUGUGAUGCAUGUAUUUUAGUUUACCUGUUCUUCAAAAUUUUGUGAGCUAGUUUGGUUGGAAGUCUCCAUUUAUGCUGCAACCAGACGCACUGUUGAAGCCAGAACGGUGACUCUACUCGAGUCUUAAUCGGUGUCGCCAUCCAUGGUAAAACUGCAAGCAAGCGUUGUUCAGUGAAGAAUUGAGAGCAAGAGAAAAUAAAACAGAGAGAGUAGAAAUCGAGAGCAAAGAGAAUGGGAGCGAGUGUGGAACUCAGAUAGUGAGAGGUGCCUUUGAAUAAGUUAGUGAGCACUUUAAAUGUUGGGGGCCCUCUUGCUUUUUUUAUGCGUACACAAUAAUAAUCUUCCGCCAAACACAAUAUUAAUUUUACCACUUCAGUUUCAGUUUUUACGCUCAUUUCGAUGUAGUUUGAGCUCUCAUUUUAUUGAUAGCCACCUGAUGCCAUAGUAACAUCUGGCAAAUACAACCCGCGCUACUGCACGUUGAUUUUCUCAGAUUGGAACUUUUUUUUUUUUUCCAUCAUUAGAUGCAAAAAUUAAAAUCACAAAUUUAAUUCAAUGGGCCAGUUCUACGAUGAUGAGCACUGUAUGUUAACAAUGCCCCCAUGGCUAACCACAAUGGCAUGGUAAGUUUGGGUAAAAUAUUAACCUUUCAAAUAUUUGCAAGCUUUUUUAUUUAUUUACAAGAACUUUGUACUGCACUGGGCUGUUUGGCCAUGAAACUCACCUACAUAAUAAUGUUGUACUGUACAGUAAUAUGAGAGCAAAUGGCCUCAUAAAUGGCUGUCAAGGACAAUCAGGUAUACCUAACCCACCAAUUAGUCCAUUCUUUCAAAACACAACUACAUCAUCUGCAAAAAGCAGCGCUGCAAUACUGAGGUCACCGAACCGGUCCCCCUCUAUGCCUUGGCUACGCCUAGAGAUUCUCUCCAUAAAAUUCUGAACAGAAUCUAUGACAAAGGACAGCCAAGUCUCACCAGAAACGAGUCCGACUUACUGCCGGUAAUCGGGAUCAAACUCUUACACCAGUUCCACAGGGACCAAAUAGUCCAUAUCAGGGGAUUCAGUAGCCCAUACUCCUGAAACACCCCCAGAGUACUCCCGAGAGACACGGUUGAAUGCUUUCUCCAAGUCCACAAAACACAUGUAGACUGGUUGGGUGAACUUCCAUGCACUUUCUGUCAUGCCCCUGGCAUCCUCCCCAGGCUGGGCGUGGUCAGCCAAUUAGUCGGCACACACCUGCACCCUGUUUCGGCUGAUUACACCCGGUACUUAUAGGACACGGGGGACAACUAGUCCUCCGCCGGAUCGUUGAUUCUCAUGCCUCGUUCCCGCACUCCCGUAUACCUGACCUACCGUGUACCGACCCUCGCCUAUUCCCUGACCAUCCUCGUAAGCCUGCCUCUUCUGAUACUGCUGCUUUUCCUGACUGACUCGCUGAUCAUUGACCACGGACCGAAUAAAGGCUUUCUGUACACUACCUGCUUGCCUCUGGAGUCGUCCAUUUGCGUCCGCCCUCGAGCCUCGUUCGUAACACUUUCGAGGACUCUGCCAAGGCUGUAGAGCUGCUCCACUGUUCUACUUCCAGGACGAAAACCACAUUGCACCUCCUGAAUCUGAGAUUCGAUUUCUCGACAGACUCUCCUCUCCAGCCUCCCUGAAUAGACCUUACCAAGGAGGUUGAGAAGUGUGUUCCCCCUGUAGGUGUAACACAGACUCUGGUCCCCCUUCUUAAAAAAGGGACCACCAACUUAGUCUGCCAAUUUCUGUGGCCACAUGAUGUUCCAGAGGCGUGUAAACCAGGGCAGCCCCACAACAUCCAGCGCCUUUAGGAACUCCGGGCGAAUCUAAUCCACCCCCGGGGCCUAGAAACUGGAGAGUUUUUUUUUAACCACCUCAGUGACCUCAACCCCAGAGGUAGGAGAGCCCCCUCAGAGAACUCAGACUUUGCCACCUCAAGGGAAGGCACGGCGUUUUCAAAGUACUCUCCCCCACUUACUCACAACGUUCCGAGUUGAGGUCAGCAGCACCCCAUCCCCACGAUACACAAUGUUGACAGUGCACUGCUUCCCCAUUCUGAGAUGACCAGAAUUUUCUCAAAGCUGUUUGGAAACCUUUCUCCUUGGCCUCACCAAACUCCUCCCAUGUCCCAAGUUUUUUGCUUCAGCAACCACCAAAGCUGAAUUCCGCUUGGCUAGCCAGUACCCAUCAGCUACUUCAGGAGUCACACAGGCCCAAAAACCCCGAUAGGACUUUCUUUAGCUUGACUGCGUCGCUUACCUUUGGUCUUCAUCAACGGGUUUGAGGAUUGCAUGGAAAAGGCUGCGAGAACUAAAGUGAAUUACGGGACACAUAGACCGUCGACACUUCAAAGGUACGUCAGAGUAAUAAAUAUGCAUUCUUCAAUUCGGUGCCAGGCAGCAUUGGGUCUUGCCUUCCCCCUUACACACUCCCCACAACUGGGGUAGCCUACAGGCUUGACCACAUGUCAUCAACAGCUGCUGGAUGGCAUUUUAUGAGCUGUGUCUAGUGUGUUGCAUAAUUUAACAAUUCCCCAUUUGUUUACGCAAGAGUCCAGGAGUACAAAAUCCUUCAUUACUUUACCAACCAGUGACUGAUUAAAGGAAGUGCAUGUCUACUCGAAGCUGCUGAAUAGUCAAGAGAAGAUGGAGAAACUCUUGGUUGUUAUGGUGAUGCUUGCAUCAUGUUGCGCAGAAACCAGAGAUCUUACUGGCAAAGUAUUUGUUUUCCCGAAGGAGACUUCCCAAGAUCACGUGAAACUGUUGACACCCAAAACAUCAUUUGGUGCAGUGACCGUCUGUCUCCGAUUCCUCACAGAUCUCACCAGGAACUACGGCCUCUUCUCUGUGGCCACACCAGCCUCCAGCAAUGAAUUUGUGCUCUUCAAGUUGAACACGGACGGUGCGAUCAGUGUACAGACACGGAAUGGCGGCACACACUUCCUGUCUCUGUCUUUUCCUCCCAACUCCUGGCACACCUUGUGCUCCACCUGGAACUCUGCAAAUGGCAUCGGGCAGCUUUGGGUGGAUGGCAAACCCACCAUCAAAAGAAUUGUCCAUUCAGGGCGGCCUAUUAGUGGCAAGCUCAUCACAAUCUUGGGCCAGGAGCAGGACACUUACGGGGGAGGCUUUGACGCCUCUCAGUCCUUCAUCGGCAUGAUCUCUCGACUUCACAUGUGGGACUACGUACUCUCGCCUAGUGAGAUCCGACGCUAUGAAGUAGAGUCAAACUUCACUCCUGGAAAUGUGUUCAACUGGAGAGCCCUCGACUUUGAAAUCACUGGCAACAUUUUUGUGGACGAUGAGGUCAUGUAGAAGCAGGCAAUUAUCACAUCCAUCUAUGGUCGACAGCAGUGGUUGUCAAACUUUUUGUGUCUUGGGACCCCACAUGGGGGGGACAUUUUCCUAGAGAACUCCCCCAUAAUCAUAAUUCCAACCAAAUAUAACUACCAUAGAAUGACAUAAGAAUCAUAGUUGCCUGUUUUUGAGAAAGGUUGAAAUGUUAGUUUGUUUUUGACAAAAUUAUGUUUAUGAGAAUUGUCGUACAAGCCAAAUUUGUCAAGAUACAAAAAAUCACAACAUAUUUUGUCAGAAUAAAGUUUUAAUCUUUUGAAAAGUGUUUUUUCAUUUCAGUUCUAAAGUUCUUAAAGUUUGACUUUGUUCUUUUGUUAAACUAUGAUUGUAAUGUCUUUAUCAUUCAACUAUAAUUAUUAAUCUGUGGCCAAAGGCAAUUGGUUUUGCACCAAGACAGCAAUGUCAGCCUACUAGAACUGUUUUAAUUAAUUUGAGACCAUUUAAAUGAUGGCAGUUGUGUGCGGACACCAUUUUAACAUUGAAUUGGUUAAUUCUGAACACAGCCACCCCCAAUUAUAAGAGGCUGUGCACACUUGUGCAACCAUCAAUUGUUUUACUUCAUCUUUCUGAAGAUGUCAGCUUCUUUUUUUUAAUUGAGGUGAACAUGUUAUAGGUGACAUUAAAGCUUUGUUUUUAAUAGAAUUUAUCUGUCUCAUUGUUCAAACAUCCUGAAAUCCAGGCUUUUGAAUAGGUAUGUUUGAACUUUCAGUAUCAACCGAAUGUCACAUACCAUCCAAAUUUUUUAUUUGCCCAAAGCUAAGAAUUGCGGACCCCAGUUUAAGAAUACCUGCUCUAAAAAAAAAAAAAAAAAAAAAUACUAAAUACGGCCUUGCUCAAUAAAAUGAAUGCCUGAACAACUUGGUGUAACAUCUUUGACA